AUGGCUUGUCCCCCACAAUCAGAUGAGCUCAUAUUUUUUGUGAAUGGAAGGAAGGUGACAGAAAAAUAUGCUGAUCCUGAAGAAUACUUGCUUAACUAUCUGAGAAAGGAGCUCUGCCUGACUGGAACUAAAUAUGGCUGUGGAAUUGGAGGCUGUGGAGCCUGCACUGUGAUGAUAUCAACCUACAACCCUGACUCCAGAAAGAUACAACAUUAUCCAGCCAACUCUUGUCUACUUCCAUUGUGCUCAGUCCAUGGUGCUGCAAUAACCACUGUAGAAGGCGUGGGAACCACGAAGACCAAACUUAAUCCUAUACAGGAAAGGCUGGCGAAGUGUCAUGGUUCUCAGUGUGGCUUCUGUACUCCUGGGAUGGUGAUGUCUAUGUAUUCUCUACUGAGAAAUCAUCCUGAACCCAGCAUGGAGCAGAUCACUGCAUCUCUGGAUGGUAAUUUGUGCCGUUGCACUGGAUAUAGACCUAUAAUGGACAGCUUUAGUGCUUUUUCUUUGGAAUGCUGCCCAUUGGCAGGGAGUGGAAAAUGUUGCAUGGAGAAAGAAGAUGUGAUAUGUACAAGUUCUGACAAGGAUAGCGUUAUGCGUUCAGGCCUAUGUAAGCCCGAAGAAUUCCAUCCCAGGGAUCCAACCCAGGAUUAUAUAUUUCCUCCUGAAUUAAUGAGAAUGGCUGAAGAGAACAGAGGAAAAACUCUGGUUUUCAGUGGAAAAAGGACAACAUGGAUUUCUCCUGCAUCUCUAGAAGAACUUCUCCAAUUGAAAGCCACCAACCCACAAGCACCUCUUGUCAUAGGAAAUACAUGUGUAGGACUCGAUAGGAAACUUCUGGAAGUUUAUUAUCCCCUUUUCCUCCAUCCUAUAAGGGUUCCAGAGCUGCAUGUGACCAACACUGGAAACAAUGGCAUACUGAUAGGAGCAGCAACCCGCUUUGCCCAGUUGAGAGACUUCCUACUAAACAUCGUCUCAGAGCUUCCAAUGGAGAAAACCAAGAUUUACCGUACUCUCUUGAAGCAACUGAGAACUCUGGCUGGAGAACAGAUCAGGAGUCUGGCUUCUUUAGGAGGACACAUUGUAAGCAGAGGAUCAACCUGGGAUUUGAACCCUGUCCUGGCAGCUGGGAAAGCUAUUCUCUAUCUGGCAUCAGUAGAUGGAACACGGGAGAUUCCACUAAAUGAUGAAUUCCUUGAACGAAUACCACAAGCAGACCUUUCAGAAAAUGAAGUCAUUGUCUCUGUUUUUAUUCCAUUCUCAGGGGAAAAUGAGUUUGUGUCAGCCUUCCGACAGGCAGAUCGUAGAAGAAAUGCACUGUCAGUGAUAAAUUGUGCAAUGAAAGUCCUUUUCCAGCCAGGCACAGAUGUCAUUCAGGACCUGGCUAUUUUAUAUGGAGGCAUUGAUUGUACAACUGUGAGUGCAAGGAAUUCCUGCCAGAAGCUCAUUGGAAGAAACUGGAAUGAGCAGAUGCUGAAUGAAGCUUGCAAGCUAAUUCUUGAAGAAAUUACACUCUCUCCCUCAGCACCAGGUGGAAAAGUAGAAUACAGACGCACUCUACUUAUCAGUUUCUUCUUCCGAUUCUAUCUGGAAGUACUACAAGACUUAAAAGACAUGUUUCCAUCCAAGUAUCCUGACUUACCAAAGGAAUAUAUGAGUGCUUUAGGCGAGUUCUACGAUGUACCACUACAGGGUGUACAGAUAUACCAGGAUGUAGAUCCUCAACAGCCUCCUCAAGACCCUGUGGGACGUCCCAUCCAGCAUGAGUCUGGUAUUAAGCAUGCCACUGGUGAAGCUGUCUAUGUUGAUGACAUUGAACCAGCAGAUGGACAGCUCUACAUGGCAGUGGUUACCAGCACACGAGCCCAUGCCAAAAUUCUAGCAAUUGAUAUAUCAGAAGCCUUGAAAGAACCAGGUGUGGUUGAUGUAGUAACAGCUAAAGAUAUUCCAGGGAAAAAUGGUGAUGGCAAAGAGGAAGUGUUUGCAGAAGAUGAGGUAUUAUUCAUUGGGCAUAUUAUAUGUGGUGUGGUCGCAACAUCCUCUGAGUGUGCAAAAGAAGCAGCAAAAAAAGUCAAGAUUGACUAUCAAGAUCUGGAAGUGAUUUUGACAAUUGAGGAAGCAAUUAAGCAUAAAUCCUUCUUGACAGAAGUUAAAAAAAUUGAAAGAGGAGAUGUGGAAAAAGCAUUUCAGACUGUGGACAAAACUAUUGAAGGUGAAAUCCACAUUGGGGGUCAAGAACAUUUUUACCUGGAAACAAAUAGUGUGUUUGUCAUUCCAAGAAAAGAAGAUAAUACCAUGGAUAUCUAUGUGUCCACUCAGGAUGCUGCACUUGUACAGGAAUUCGUGGCUUCUGUGUUAGAUGUUCAGAGCAAUAAGAUCAUGUGCCACACAAAACGAGUUGGAGGAGCUUUUGGGGGAAAAACAACUAAACCUCCAUUUUUUGCAGCUGUAGCGGCAGUGGCUGCAAAGAAAACGGGUUGUCCAGUCCGUUUUAUCCUGGAGCGAGAGGAUGACAUGCUAGUAUUUGGAGGCCGACAUCCGCUUUUUGGGAAAUAUAAAGUGGGAUUCAUGAAUGAUGGUAAAAUCAAAGCUGUUGACCUUCUGCUCUUCAUAAAUGCUGGAUGUACACCAGAUGAAUCUGAACUGGUAAUAGAGUAUGUGGUGCUAAAAUGUUAUAAUGCAUAUGAUAUCCCCAACUUCCGAAGCCAAGGAUGGGCCUGCAAGACAAAUUUGCCAUCAAACACUGCAUUCCGAGGGUUUGGAUUUGCACAAUCAGCCCUAAGUGCAGAGAUGUGGGUAGCAGCUGUGGCCGACUACCUUGACCUUCCACCUGACAAGGUCAGAGAGAUGAAUAUAUACAAAACAAUAUCUGAAACUCCCUACCAAGAAGAGGUUGAUGGCAGAAAACUGCUAGCAUGUUGGAAAGAAUGCCUAAAGAAGUCUGAUUACUACAACAGAAAAAAAGCUGUUGAGGAAUUUAAUAAACAAAAUUACUGGAAGAAGAAAGGAAUUGCAAUCAUCCCCAUGAAGUAUUCAGUUGGAUAUUAUUCCACAUUUUAUCACCAGGCUGCUGCUCUGAUUCAUAUCUAUUUAGAUGGGUCAGUGCUGCUGUCCCAUGGUGGAUGUGAAAUUGGACAAGGACUUUAUACCAAGAUGUUACAGGUGGUGAGCCAUGAACUAAAGAUACCACUAUCUUAUAUACACCCGUAUGAAAGAACUACAGUGACAAUACCAAAUGCAAUUGCUACAGCAGGAUCAAUCAGUGCAGACGUCAAUGGGAAAGCAGUCCAGAAUGCUUGCCAAAUGUUAAGGAAGCGCCUUGAGCCAAUCAUUAAAAAAAAUCCUAAAGGAAAGUGGAAAGACUGGAUUAAAGCAGCCUACAAGGAAAGCAUCAGCCUCUCUGCUACUGGCUUCUUCAAAGGAUAUCCUGUCAAUAUGGACUGGGAGAAAGGAAAAGGUCACGCAUUUCCAUAUUUUAAUUUUGCUGCAACUUGUUCUGAAGUUGAGAUUGACUGCCUGACCGGUGACCAUAAGAACCUCCGAACCGACAUUGUCAUAGAUGGCAGUUUCAGCAUCAAUCCAGCCAUUGACAUAGGGCAGAUUGAAGGUGGCUUUGUUCAGGGACUUGGACUUUAUACAUCGGAAGAAAUAAAAUUUUCCCCAGAAGGACAGCAGUAUACAUUGGGUCCUGACACAUAUAAGAUACCGGGUCUUUGCGAUAUUCCAGAACAGCUUGGAAUCUACUUGAUGCCAAAUUCAAGAAAUCCAAUUGCUAUCUAUUCCUCCAGGGGAUUGGGGGAAUCCGGAGUAUUCCUUGGAUCCUCUAUAUUUUUUGCUAUAAAAGAUGCAGUAGGUGCCGCACGGAAGGAAAGAGGAUUAAAUUCUGUUUUCACACUGGACAGCCCACUGAAUGUAGAGAGGAUUCGCAUGGCCUGCGCUGAUUACUUUACAGAGAUGAUUCCAAGGGACAAGCCUGGGACCUAUAAACCUUGGGCCAUCCAAGUAGAUUAAUCUUCUACUUACUGGUUUUUCAAUGAAGUUGUGAUUCCUUUACCACACAAUGUUAUACAUCUCUCUUCAGAAAUAUAUAAUGUGGUUUUCAAUAGGACAUACUCCCCAAAUAAAUGCUUAGAGGACUGCAUCCUUCGUUGUCUAUCAAGACAGUAAUAUUGGAACCAUGUUUAGGAUAUGUUGGCCAAAGAUGUUCAGUUUGAUUAUGCUACCAGAUUUCAAAAAAUAGUUUUUGUAUGUAAGUAGAGUAAAUCUUGUUACAGUGUAUGUUGAAAUGCCUAGAAAGUAACUUAUAGAUUUCACCGUAUAAUUUAUAGGAUUAGUGCAAAAAAUAGGAGAUUGUCUGACCAAUCUGUGAGAUUCAGCAAAUACAGCUGCUCCUCCUUUAGCAACCAUUCACAAAUAUAACAGUAAUAAAAAAAAAUAAUUUUCCAACCACUUACGAGCAAAUUUCAUGCGCCUGACAACAACAUACGCUGGAGAGAGUAACGCUGGCAUAGCUGUAUCACAGAAAUUUAUCUGAAUGAGAUAGCAGCAACCAGUGAUCUCUCUCUGUCUUUCAGUCAUGUGGUCACUCAGCAUUUUGCUUCCAAUUUAAGGAACGGAUUGCAGUUGCUAAACAAGGAGAGGAUAUAUAGAGAGAUAUUUACCUAUAGAUCUAUAAAAAUAUUAAAAUUCUAUAAACUGUUGCUUGUAAGAUGUACACCUCACCUCACCAAUUGAAUCAGUUGCUACAGUUGUGGAACACUCUUAACUCUUCAGGGUAAGGGUAAGUAGGUCAACAAUAGAUUAAAACAGUAGAGCUUCUAUGGGGAAAGGAAAGACAGAAUUGGAUGGGAGAAAAAUGUCAUUAUGGAUAAUUUUAUCUUGUUUGUGGGCAACUAAGGUAAGCUUAUCAAGGACAUCAUAUGCUAGAAAUGAACAGCAGCUAUCAGCACAGUAGUAGAUGCCAGCAAGGCAAUGGCGAUUUCUAGGAGUGCAUAUUAUACUGCUAUGUAAGAAACUUGGUUAUUUUCAUGUGGCCCUUUCCAAUGAUUUACAAAAGGGCACUUGAAAAAUAGCUGCAUAUUCUAUAUAAUGUUAUAUAUUAAAAAUGGCCCUUUUAUCUGUCUGCAUGCACCUACACAUAUACUAUGUGGAAUUGUAGUGAAG
This is a messenger RNA of Python bivittatus (Burmese python), 5160 nucleotides long. The record is from RefSeq and is a predicted model, not a curated record. Lineage: Eukaryota; Metazoa; Chordata; Lepidosauria; Squamata; Pythonidae.